UAUUUUCUAAGAUUCAAAUUUAUUUCUACAGCACGCUUUUAUAACACGGUCGUAAAUGUUCCCCAAUAUCAACAAAUCCGUGAGUCUUCCGGCGAAAUGUAUAGUGGCGUGUACAUAUUAUUCUCUUACAUAUUACUGCAAGUUAAUUGCGGGCGGUCAGGUGUAAAAAUUAUCAAUAGUGUUAUCGCUAAAGAAGAUGAGUAUCCGUUCAUUGUAAGAUUGGAAAGAAGAAUAUUAAUUACAUUUAAUAAUAGAAUUUUGGCUGAAAACAACGUGCACAUCUGCACGUGCACAGCUCUCAGCCGCUCAUUGUUGCUAACUGCCGGCCACUGCCUCAAAAGCGUAGGAUUCAUUAAAAACCUCACGAAUAGCCUGGCCGUCCAACCAGUCGUACGAUACGGCGCUGGAGGUAGUAAAUUGGCAAAAGUGAUGUCAGUUAUCCACCACCCAAGCUUCUAUGACCCUGAACCGAAAAUACAAAGUAACAUUGGGUUGGUGAGAACACAACUAAUUGGACUGAAUCAAUUCGCAAAGCUAAGUGAAUUAGAUAUGAUUGGUGUAGGAAACCGGGUGAUUGCUCUAGCUGGAUACAGAGCUAUCAAAAAGUCAGUGAGAACAGAAAUGGGCAGAGUGUAUAAGGCGUCACAGUUACAGGUACUGAGAUUAGUUGUGAUGCCGCAUGACAACCAGAUUGUAUCGGGACAUCCGAUGAAGUGUACACCGGUAUAUUGCUUGCCAACUUCAACUACAUGUGAUGGAGACUCUGGCGGGCCAUUACUGCACUUCACAGGAGUAAUGGGCAUCAGCACCACUAGUCUGGAAUAUAUCAAAGGUUGCUCUGAACUAAACAAAACUCAAUCGAUUGGUAUGGGCGAAAUCAUUGCCCUAACGAAGCCACAUAUGAAAUGGAUUAAUGAUAAUAUAAAACGAGAUGACCAGAUGCCUGUAUGAAUUUAGAGGUAUAAUAUCUCGCAGUGAAUUCAUACGUAGGCUGUGAAGUGUUUCAAAAAUAACAUUAAUAACUGACAUCGGCCAUCACGUAUACCUACACAUGUUAUUUCCUUGAUUUUAUUGUGUGAUAAAUAUCCA
Molecule: messenger RNA, 1089 nt
Organism: Spodoptera litura
Lineage: Eukaryota; Metazoa; Arthropoda; Insecta; Lepidoptera; Noctuidae
Product: serine protease 1-like
Biological process (GO): proteolysis
Molecular function (GO): serine-type endopeptidase activity
Source: RefSeq, a predicted model, not a curated record